This is a messenger RNA of Phlebotomus papatasi, 3825 nucleotides long. It is a transcript of the gene Ctl2, whose product is annotated as choline transporter-like 2. Gene Ontology annotation, biological process: transmembrane transport. The transcript has 8 exons. Gene Ontology annotation, cellular component: membrane. The coding region runs from base 937 to 3336 and encodes 799 amino acids. NCBI's taxonomy places the organism in Eukaryota, Metazoa, Arthropoda, Insecta, Diptera, Psychodidae. The record is from RefSeq and is a predicted model, not a curated record. Gene Ontology annotation, molecular function: transmembrane transporter activity.
UCAUUUGACUCUCGUUGGAUCAGUUGAUCGAGGUCUAAACAGCGCUUUUUGUUAAUAAGUCAGUUGGAUGGAAAAGAAUGUUGAAGCUUACAGCAUUUGGACAGGAAAUGGUCAUUUUUUGUGUCCAUUGUGGGUGUAAUUUGUAAUUAUUUGAUUGUGUGCCAAAAAAGUUUAUUUUGAAGUCAAACAAGUGGCAAAAACAUGUUCGUUUUUAAUAAUACAAUUUGAUGUGAAAUGAAAAGCAUUAGAUUUAUAUUUUUCUAAACUUGAACUUGACUCAAGUGUAUGUGUCCUCAGUUAGAUCACUUUUAGUGCAAUAAUAAUUUCUCAGUCGAUUGAUAUGGAAAAUAUUUCAACAGAGAGAUGUAUCAAUUUAUUUGAUUGCUAUCUUUCAUUAAUAUGGGUGUUAGAGAGAGAAGGGGAGAGUGAGAAAAUUAUCGUUAUUGGGAAAAAAGACACUCGAAAGUAAUGUGAUGUAAGCAGAAAAUGACGAAAUUUCACAUUAUUUCUUUGCUCAUUAUGAAGCAUUUUUUUUUCUUCAGUGCUACGUAAGAUAAAGCAAUAUAAAAUCUCAGUUUCGGAACAAUUACAUAUAAACAUUUUAUCAAUUUUGUAGUAUUGUUUUCGAUUGCAACUUUUAUCUCUUUAAUGAGUUUCGUGUAUGUGUUUGUAUGAUACAUGAGGUGUAAUGGGGAGAUAUAAAAUUACGACAUUUGGCUGAUAAGGAACGACAAGAAAUAGUUAUCAGUGAGUUUGUGUAUGGGAAAAUAUGCCGUAUAAGCAGAAAAGACAUUUCCAACAGAGUGCUUAGCUUAAAGACAAAAUUCAAGCAGAAGUGCUGCAAUUGCACUUGGGCUGGACUGAACUUGUUGCUGUGAAAGUGAUACAGUGUCUGAAGGAUCUUGAAAGAUUGUACGAGGAGAAUAAUUUGGGAAUAUGGGAUGUUGCUCGAGUGGCGAAAAAGUGCCAAUAAGGCGCAAUAGUGAUGAGGAUAACGCCAGAGGAGAGAGUGAUCGUCUUUUGUACAGUGAGCCUAUGAAAUAUGAUCCAAACUUCAAGGGCCCAUUGAAGAAUCGCUCUUGCACUGAUGUGAUCUGCUUACUCCUCUUUGUCUUCUUCCUCGUCGGAUGGGGUGCGGUUGCUUUCUAUGCUUACAGAAAUGGUGAUCUUGACCGUCUCCUCGUGCCAACAGACUCCCAGAACAAUCGCUGUGGAGUCGACAGUAAUGUGCUCAAUAAACCCUAUCUGUUCUUCUUUGAUCUCUCACGAUGUGUAGACAUCACAGUGCCCAUCAAUGGAUGUCCCACGCCACAGGUGUGCGUGGAAAAGUGUCCAGAGGAACCUUUUCUCUUUGAUAUGCUCGGACCGAAUGAGCCCAUUGAGAAUAUCAAGAAUUUACUCAUUUGCGAUGUUAAUGUCAACAAAAAUGAUAUCACAACAUACGAAAUAGCCAAAGAAUUUGUGGACAAUAACCGAUGUGCUAGGUGGUAUCUACAGAGUGUUCCUUUUCUCAAUCGAUGCAUCUCUGAUCUGCUAACAACGAGUUGUCCCCGUAUCCCAAAAUCCUACACGGGAACCUCAAAGCGAAGUACAGAUGUAUCCAGGGCUUCACUACUCACUACAAAUCGCUAUCAGUGGCCACCAGAUCAGCAAAUUGAGGGUCGAUUGUCACCUGAAGCGGUCGAUGAGCCGGCAUUUAGGAAAUGCGAGGAAAAUCGUCGCAUUGGUCGUGAGAUCAUCUAUGAUAAAGUCAAGAAGACCAAUACGUAUUUAGCCCGUUUUAUGGGCAACACUCUAGCUCACAUCACCAAUAAGACGGAAGCUCUCCAGAUUGGCCAAAUGGUCGUUGAAGAUGUAAUCGAUUCAUGGUGGCAAAUCCUCGUUGCUCUCGGAUUGACUAUGAUCGUUUCGUUGCUGUUUAUCGUGAUCAUGAGAUGGAUAGCAGCCCCUGUGAUUUGGUUCACAAUCCUAGGCGUUAUUGGAAUUCUAGGAUAUGUGAUUUACUACAGUGCAACAAUGUACGUGCAAUUGAGGGAUAAUCCGGUAUAUGACAGUGCACCAGGCACGAAUAUCAAUGCAAUUGUUAAAUCCUAUUUGGACAACAAGAAUACGUGGCUUUACCUUAUGAUUGGCGUAUCGAUCCUGCUUUUGAUCAUAUUGCUUCUAGUCUUGGUGCUCCGCAAGAGGAUUGUUAUUGCGAUUGCAUUGGUUAAAGAGGGAAGCAAAGCUGUAAGUUCAACCACGUCCACAAUAUUCUUUCCACUGAUACCGUGGACUCUGUAUCUGCUCGUGAUUGCCUUUGCUGUGGCAGUGGGACUCUAUUUGGCAUCUGUAGGUGAUCCGGUACAUCGAGUUGUGGGUCUCAAUAGUACCGGUGGAUGCGUAUGCAGUGGACCACCUGAGGGAAUUUACGAAAAUGGCCAUCUAUGCGAUCCGGAUGUUUUUCACCAGUACUGUCGAGAACCAUUAACCGGAUCGUUCUUUAGGCAAGAAAAUGCAGCAUGUCGAUCUGCAUCAUGUCACUUCCAACGGAUAGAUAGUCCAAAGAUUGUGGGAUAUUUUCAUGGGGUGAAUGUUGUAGGAUUUUUCUGGUUGCUCUUCUUUGUGUCAGCCUUCAAUGAGAUGGUACUGGCGUCGGCAUUUUCUACAUGGUACUGGACAUUCCACAAGUCAGAUGUACCCUUUUUCAAUGUUACCAUUUCAAUGGGACGUACAAUACGCUAUCACCUGGGAACAUUGGCAUUUGGCUCCCUUAUCAUCACAAUCUGUCGGAUAAUUCGAUGUAUACUGGAGUACAUUGAUCACAAGUUGAAGAAGUUUGACAAUGAAGUCACCAGAGGUAUUCUGUGUUGUUGCAAAUGCUUCUUCUGGUGCUUGGAGAAAUUUCUGAAAUUUCUCAAUAGAAAUGCCUACAUCAUGUGUGCGAUUCAUGGAAAGAAUUUUUGCUCAAGUGCACGGGAUGCAUUUAAUUUGCUCAUGAGGAACUUUUUGCGUGUGAUUGCUCUGGAUAAAGUCACAGAUUUCCUCUUUUUUAUGGCUAAGGUGCUGAUUGCAGCAGGAAUGGGUGUGGCAACACACUAUUUUAUUAAGAGUCCACACAGCAAUAUGGAUCUCAAUUAUUCCUUUGUUCCUGUGAUCAUUGUGGCAAUCGGAAGUUACCUAAUUGCUUCUGUAUUUUUUUCUGUUUAUUCAAUGGCUGUGGAUACACUAUUCUUGUGUUUCCUGGAAGACACUGAGCGCAAUGAUGGAUCACCCGAGAAGCCAUAUUUUAUGUCCAAACAACUUAUGAGGAUUCUCGGGAAGAAGAAUGAGGUACCCCGUCAUAGGUAUCGUUAAAAUUUAGCACACUGGGACUCUUAAUGGAGACAGAGGUACAUACAUUGUAGUAUAUAUGCUCUGUUUUAUAUUGUGUCCAGAAGUCAGAGGAAAGAGGUCUUUAAUUUUUCAUAUUAAACCAGUUCCUUUUUGUACCGAUCAUUUUAGGUAGUUCAUUUUUUUCUAAGCAGAUUAUUUAUAAAAGUUUACUGUAGUUACUGGGAGGGUAUUAAAAAAGUUACAAGCUCAAACAUAAAAGAAAAAAAGAUUUUGUAUCAGAUAUGAAGACUGAGUCUUCAGAGAUUCAUUAAAGCUGUGAAGUUGUUUUGUCAACUUAGGAAAGGGAUCAAAAAAGACGAGCGUGAGUUUCAAUCAAAUUUACGUGAGAGAAUGUUCUAAGUUUACUAAUAUCUCUAUUAAAAUGAGCAGAAAAACAAAUUCAUGGGACGAAUUCUAGCUUUAAGACACCAGAAUAAGGUAUUAUAAUAAAUAUUUAAAACACUUAUAAAA